This is a messenger RNA of Cercospora beticola, 852 nucleotides long. RefSeq names its product oxidase ustYa family protein. Gene Ontology annotation, biological process: mycotoxin biosynthetic process. The record is from RefSeq and is a predicted model, not a curated record. NCBI's taxonomy places the organism in Eukaryota, Fungi, Ascomycota, Dothideomycetes, Mycosphaerellales, Mycosphaerellaceae.
AUGUCGACACCCGAAGACGAGGUUUUGCUGCACUGCAAGGAGCGUACCGAGCCGAAUCCACGAAAGUCGAGACGCUCCAGAGUCACCAAACUCAUAUUACUCGCUAUAACUCAUUCAGCGAUAGCCUUCUUUGCGAUGGGAGUGAGCCUUUCAACACAUUGUACGGCACAGAAUUGCGACGAGCAGGUCACCUCCCGUUGGAUGUCUACGAUCGAUCGGCGACCACGAACUAUGCAGUUCAACGGAUUUGGACCAUUUAAUGCCUUUACAAGAAAAGCGGGAAGCAGUCAUGAUGCGGAUGUGCAGCAACGCUGGAUAGAUUUGGGCACGUACUCGAGACCGAUGCUCCUCCCACUCCGAUAUGCGGCCGAUUUCCAGCUUGAAGCAUCGAUGCAUGUCGUCGCCCGGCCAGAGACAUAUCCUGGCACCUCUGAAGCGGGCUUUCCAGUCACACUGGAGAUGUUUCAUCAGCUCCACUGUGUCGACUAUCUGCGCCAGGGGCUCUUCUACAACGUGGCUUACUAUCGCAACGAGGUGCACUCGUUGCCGUGGCUGGAGGCGAACGACACGGACGCCGUCGAGACUCAUUUAGCACACUGCGUGGACGCUUUGCGUCAGUUGAUUCUUUGUCACGCUGACAUAGGCGUUGCACCAUUCAAGCUGGGCGAGCAAACGCCUGAUUUUGGACGACCCAGGACUUGCAGGAAUUGGGUCAGUGUCAGAAAAUUUGGCGUCGAAAAUGAGUGGAACGGAAUGGAUCCCAUUAGGGUUGAUAAUCUCCAUCUCUCUGGAUCACUAGAUGGGAGGGUCUUGACGUUUUCGGACACGGAAAGUCUCUGGAAAGGGCUGUAA